Wasmannia auropunctata (little fire ant) is the source of this 2303-nucleotide messenger RNA. RefSeq names its product fidgetin-like protein 1. Lineage: Eukaryota; Metazoa; Arthropoda; Insecta; Hymenoptera; Formicidae. The record is from RefSeq and is a predicted model, not a curated record. Gene Ontology annotation, molecular function: ATP hydrolysis activity; microtubule severing ATPase activity; ATP binding. Bases 769 to 1863 code for a protein of 364 amino acids. The transcript is spliced from 4 exons.
CCAAUAUCCGUCGUUGGGGCACCGCUCGCGGAACGUCGAAACGCUCGCUGACAUUCCCGCCUUUCCGAAUUGGGUUAAUCGAGUGUCGAGUGCAAAGGAUUUUAAGGAGAUAAAAGCUGAGGAUAAGAGAUAUCGCUGGAAGAAGCGAAGAGAAGUGGCGCAUCUGAGUUCUCUCUCGACGGAGGGCUGUUUGCGUGGGACGGAGAGACGACAGUAAAUAACAAACGUCCGUGCUCUUCUUGGCGACGAUGAGACGUCACACUCGACACUCGAUGACUCGGAUAGCGACGCUUGGGUGACCGACGAGGAAAACGAAAUGCCGCCGAUCGGAGACAGCUAGGGCUAAGCCGGCGAAUUCAAUAUCCGACGAUGCUGGUAAAUCAGACAAGAUCGGCGAGGUGUAUCGCGGCAGAAUCAAGGCAAGUCACAGGUCGAGGCGAGACAGAAAAUCGAGCGCGGAUUGCCCGGAGGAUUGCAUCGACAAGGACGCCACAUCGUUCCAGGUGAAUAAAGGGGCGAGGCAGAAUAGCGAGGUGAAAUUGAGGUAAGUAUCAUCAAGACGCACGCCAGAGUCCGCGCGAUGCAGAGCCGUGAGAAGAAUGCGAGAUCACAGUCGGACAUUGAUUUGAAGGCGGUAAAUCAAAGUAGCUCGUCAUCGAGCAUAGUGUACAAUCAGGAUCGAACUACGAUAGCUAUGUGCUCGGAUAGAGCGAGCGGAAACGUUCCCAGAAUCAACCGGCAAAGUCAAAUUGAAAUACCAGCUGCUUCAUGGAGCUACAUCCGGAAGCGGACACUUCGACGCCGAAAAGGACUUUGGGCGGUCAUACAGCGGCGAAUUCUCAAUUCGUCUAUCCGCGGUCCGAACGCCAUAAGGACGAGUCGGCGCAAAGUUACAACACGUUGCAAGAAAAAGCGAGCAAGGAAGUGGAGAACGCCAAGAGAUUGAAGAACAUCGACCCGGACAUGAUCAAGCUGAUCAAAAACGAGAUUGUGCAUUCGGGUGAAACGGUAACGUGGGACGACGUCGUCGGGCUCGAGAGCAUCAAGAACGUCAUCAAGGAAGUGAUGCUGCUCCCCAUGUUGUGGCCGAACAUCUUCAAGAGUCUCUACCGUCCACCCAAGGGGAUCUUGCUGUUUGGCCUACCCGGCACGGGAAAGACCUUCAUCGGCAAGUACAUAGCUUCGCAGAUCCAGUCCACGUUCUUCUUCAUCUCAGCGAGCUCCCUGAGGUGCUCCAAGUGGAUGGACAACAACGAGAAGAUGGUGCACGCGCUGUUCGCCAGGCCGUCCGUCAUCUUCAUCGACGAGAUCGACUCGCUGCUGACGCAGCGCUCGAAGACGGAGCACGAAUCCUCCAGGCGGCUGAAAACGGAGUUCCUGGUGCAGAUGGACGGCGUAUCGACGUCCGAGAGCGAUCGCAUUCUGAUCUUCGGCACGACCAGCCGGCCACAAGAUCUGGACGAGGCGGCGAGGAGGCGUUUCGUCAAGAGAUUGUACGUUCCUCUACCGGAUCUUAAGGCGCGCAAGCAGAUAAUAACUAAUUUAUUAAAAUCGGUGGAUCACGAUCUUAACGAGGAGGAUAUCGCGACGAUCGCGGGGAAGACGGUCGGAUAUUCCGGCGCCGACAUGACGGAUCUCUGCACGGAGGCAAGCAUGGGGCCGGUCCGGACUCUAAUCUCUUCCAAUCCAUUAGAAGAUACAAUGGAAGAAAUGAGAAAUAUAACGACUCGUGACUUUGAGAAGGCGCUGAUUAACGUGCGACCUAGCACGUCUCGAUCGAAUCUGAACGUUUAUAUUGAAUGGGAUCGCCUUUAUGGAUUCUGGUAUCCCUCUGCCCCAGCGCUACAAUUAGAUCUAAUGUAAUAUCGCGUUUCCUCCACGCAGUGAUAUGUAGAUCUGAGGGAAUUGCAAGAAUCACUGGACGCUCACUGAUCGUCUGCUGAACGUGGCCAUAGGCGAAGAAGAUAAUCCAAAUUUCGCCAUCGCGAGGCACUAUAAUUGUCUCGCACGGUAUCAGCGGCUUCAAUAUAGAGUAUCUCCAUGAACUGGCGUCCGCGAUGCGCGCGAUAGCACCAAGCGUGCAGGAUGAGCAUCUGCCUUAGAGAGAGCCUUGAAAAAAUUGGAGACAGAAGAGUUUGGAAUUGGAUCAAUUAUUAUAAAAACGGACGUAUUUGAAAUAAGAAAAUAUGGCCAAUUGUAGCUGUAAGACGGAUUUUUUGAAUAAUUUAGUUAAUGUGAUUUUGUAUUUCUCUCUCAUUGUCUCCCUAUUUAGAGAAACUGCAAAUUAAGACUAUAAUUAGUUU